Mizuhopecten yessoensis (Yesso scallop) is the source of this 4002-nucleotide messenger RNA. RefSeq lists its product as uncharacterized. Gene Ontology annotation, biological process: signal transduction. The record is from RefSeq and is a predicted model, not a curated record. The transcript is spliced from 12 exons. The coding region runs from base 447 to 2765 and encodes 772 amino acids. Lineage: Eukaryota; Metazoa; Mollusca; Bivalvia; Pectinida; Pectinidae.
UUACCGCUAUAUUGAUUCCAUAGAUAAAUACAAACAGGCCGAUACCCACCUGACAGAGGGGCCGUGUUUACCUAAACCGUACAGGUAAUGCAGGUCAUAGGAACUGGACGACACAUUGCAUGUCACCUCAAAUCAAGGGACAAUCCGUAAAAUUUCCGGCGUUAGAAACCAACCCCCAGGAAUAAUCGGACAAACCUUCUGUUUUGGAUAAUUACUGGAAUUCCUCACCUGUGUUGAGACUAAUCGCUAUUGACAACGUAGGUAUCUGUGUGUGGGUUAUUCCCCUUACACACUGUCAGCACCGGCCGGAUCUGUAGGACAUGGUAGGAGACCCUGGGAUUUCUCAGGACACUCUAUUUAUACGGUGACACAUCGUAUAAUACGGAUAGUAUAUAAACACAUUCGACACGUAUAGCUUAAAGACAAAGUCGAACUUCUAACAUGAAAUGGGUGCAAUAUGUAGCGGUAAAACGAACACAGCCGUAGACUCGCUCCACAGCGCCCCGGACCAAAGUGAUAGCGGUGUGCAGAAGUACGCAAACCACGACGUUUCUGCACCAGCAAUAACUACCUCCAACACGAACACAGGUCAGGGUGUGGAGUAUAUUAGUGCUAGCGAAACAUCACUGCAAAAAGGCUCGAAUUCACCAGGAGACAUACCCGAUCACACGAUGCCGGCCAGACUACAAGAAACGGCUGCAGGUACAGCCAUGGAUCUAAACACCACAGAAAUAAAAUCAAACAACCCUCACUUGCAAACAACAUUUGGAAACAUUGAAAAGGCAGGUGUAUUAUUCGAAACAGAAAUGGAAAAGGUGAAUUCCGAGACCUACUUUGACCCCAUCCUGAAGGUUCUUAAACAGGAUUUGUCGGAUAUAUUCGAGGAAUUUACGAGUUCAACCGACCGACAAACAAUCGGACAGUUUAUGGCCAAGAUUGGGUUGGUCGACAAACUCGUCAGAUUAUACAGGUACACCAUUGAGGACAUGUAUGACGCAUUUACCUUGGACACAUUAAAAGAUGCAGGCAUUGAAAAAUCCUUGCUGAGAGAAAUUCGAAAAAUAUUAUGGAACUUUUCUGAUUUAAGCCCUGGAUUUCAGGUUGCGAUAGCCAAACCACGACUCAUGUUUGGAUUCUUAGCAAAGGAUUUACAGGAAAUGAGGAAACAUGAAUUUGACCAAAUUAAGGAAAGUUCAUUUCCGUUCAAAUCAGCUGUGAACAUUAUCCACAAUUGUUCUAGAAGUGCAAACGUAACUAAAGACAUGUACAUAGUUGAAUUAAAGCCUGGAGAAGAUGAGGAGGUAUCGCUUCAGACAUGUCUCAUUCCCUUCCUAAAAUCGUCAGAUACAUAUGUAAAGCUGAUAACUUUGCUGUCACUUGCACAUAUCAUGGACGAAAAAGAAAACAAGACGCUUUUGGGAGCAGAUAAAUCCCUUCUUGUAUUCCUGUUGGACAUGAUCCGAAAGGCCACAUCUUCACAAAAUAGGCGACACCAAGGGUUCUCGGUGGAGGAACUUUUGGAUGGGCUGUCUCGCUUAGCUAAAAAUGACAACAACAAAGGCAAUAUCAUGAAUAUCACAGAUGCAUAUACGAUGAUAAAAGGAAUCAUUGAGCGAGGUGAUGUUGUGUCAGAAACCAUAGCAGCAGUGCGAACAAUCUGGGAAUUAAUAUUUGACGAAAAUAACCGAAUUAAAGUGAAGAACGACACAGAGUUUGUGGAGAAGCUGAAGGACCUGAAACAUUCUACAACAGCAGAACUUGUGGAGGUAGCGUCGUACGCGUGUUUUGUGAUAGACGAUUCAGAGGAUGCGGAUACUUUCUUUGAAGACGAAUUAAAGCACAAUAUUUCAGAUUCCAUGGUUCCGAGUAAGAAGAAAAUAUGGUCUAAACCCUCUGCAGUUCCGCCGUCUACGUCGCCUGUUGUAGAAAAACAUCCAGUAUCCCAAGAAAAGCCUGGACAUGUCAUGCUCAGCUAUAACUGGGCUCAUCAACCAGUAUUACUGAAAGUAUAUGAUAGUUUAAAAACUGCUGGCUUUCCGCUGUGGAUGGACGUGUAUAAUAUGAAGGGCAACGUCCUUGAUGCUAUGUCUCAAGCUGUCCUAGAUUCAGAGAUCGUUGUCAUUUGUGCAUCGGAGCAGUACGGCAACAGUGCCAAUUGUCGAACAGAGGCAGAGUUUGCACGCAAGAAGAAAAAGAUUAUAAUCCCAUUAAUGAUGCAAAAAAAGCCCGAUACCUGGCUACCUGGCUGGUUAGACAUGCUGCUCGGUGAAAAACUCUACUACAAAUUCUACGACAUUGAACUUGACAACCAGCCAGCAUUUGAAGCACGCAUGCAGGAGGUUGUCAGCGCUAUGGGGGAUUAUAUGAGGCCGGGCCAGCCAAGAAUACCUCCCCCAUUACCAUCUCCGCUCCCCGACACACAAGCAAAUACAUCACCAACAACAACUUUAAAACAGACAGCACCUUCAGAUAUAAGUACUACGGCGUCAAAACCAAAAAAUUCAAAACAGACAAAAAAGACCAGCAGUCAAAUCGCCAGUCAACUGGACUCGUGGACGGAGGAUGAUAUAGAAACGUGGUUAAAAGACAACAGACUACACACAUUUGCAGGGAUGAAAGCUAUCACCUGUGAACAGCUACAAUUUCUUGUCAAAAUCUCGGUCAAGGCCCCAGAAUUCUUCUACAGAAGUCUAAAGGAGGAGGUCGGACUGAAAGGCUUAGAACAACUCAUGCGGGUCAGCAACGCAAUUGAGAAGCUUGUGUGAUUUCUAUGAUGGAUUUAGUAGAUAGAGAAAAAACUGCAUUAUCAAUCAAAUUUACUCAAAGUAAUAACCAUAAUUCAUGGAUUAAUAGAUACAGCUCAUAGAUUUAUAAGAACGGUUUUGGUGAAAUUUAAAAUACCGUUUGUCAUAGAGUUGGUCUGUAACAUAGGUAAUGUUGUUUAUGUGAAUUAAACAAUAAGGUGUAACAAGUAACCAGUAUACACCUAUAGGUGUUUUUAGGAUUGCAUAAUUAUAAAAUAUCACUUGAAAAGAAAUAAUCGCGUCUACAUUUAAGUCUCCAUUUAGAGAUACGAUAUAUGUAUCACCUUUUACAAAAAUGAAGCAUACGCAAUUUGGUGCUCAGAUGUUUUGGGUUUUUUGUUUACUAAAUGUGUGUUACACAUUACUGUUCGUAUUUUAUUAUUGUUUAAUUUAUUACUGUAGUUUCUAUUCCAUCAUUUAAAUAAUUGUGAUAUUGAGAAUACACAUGAGUCAAAAUAGAUUACAUUUGUAUCUGAAGUAUUUCAAUGGUCGAUAGUGUUUGAUUAUAUAGUUUCUAUAAUAAAGUCGCUGAACUAUAAACUAUGAGCAUGAUUAUCUACAUGUAUUGUUUAGUACUAACAUGAUUUUAUGGUUUACAUUACUGUAAAGUUCGUAGCUGUAAAACAAUUUUAGGACUACUACGGUUAUGGGCGAUUUCAUGCUUAUAAAUCUAAAUGGAUCCUUGAUGUUUUCUUAUUGUCUUUUUAACAGUUGAGAUAUUAGCUCGACAAAUGUUAAAGUUUUAGAAGUAUUUUUACGAAUUAGAGAUACAAAUGUAUAUAUUAAGUGGUUAAUACUGAAUAUUGCUAUAUAAUCUGAUUGUAUAACGCCAGCAUGAUUGCAUAGCAAUUGUAAGGUUGUAGACUACAAUUCCUAGGCGUGGUACAUAAACAGUGUUAGAUGAAACACGAUUUCACAACAGUUACUCAUGUAUAGAUCUAACAUGGUUACACGUAUAGAGUACACUCAUUGCCUUUUAACACGUAUGGUUGAUUAUCCUUAGCAUGGUGUUAAAGCAUGUUUGAAUAGCGAUAACAUUGUUGUAUGACGCUAGCAAGAUUUUACAUCACUUGUCUGGUUGUUUAACAUGAUUGUAUUCCGUCCUUUCGUAUUGAGUUAUCUGCUUUUGUGAGCAGGUAUUGAUUGUUACGUCGUUUGUUUGUAAGAGUAACGUCAUCAAUUUUUGAGAAAACGACGU